GAAACCCUCAGUCACUUGGUAGGGGUGAUAAAGCCGGCGGCUGAAUCCGCUAACUAUUUCAUCUUUCUUCCUCGCCCUGCAACGUACAGAACUGCAGCGGGCAUCAAGAGAGCCAGAAUGGCGAGAAAGUUUCUCAUUCCCACCCUGAUAGGAGUUCUUCUGUUUGCUGGUCUGUGUUUUGCGGACAGCACCAAAGAUGAAAACCCAGGCACAGUGGACGAUGAUGUUGGAAAGAGCCGUGAUGGUUCAAGAACCGAUGAUGAAGUUGUUCAGAGAGAGGAGGAGGCCAUAAAACUGGAUGGCAUGAGUGUGGCACAGAUGAAGGAGCUCAGGGAGAAGGCAGAGAAGUUUACAUUCCAGGCGGAGGUGAACAGAAUGAUGAAGCUUAUCAUCAACUCGCUGUACAAGAAUAAGGAGAUUUUCCUCAGGGAGUUGAUUUCCAAUGCAUCUGAUGCCUUGGACAAGAUAAGGUUCUUGUCACUGACUGAUAAAAGUGCUCUUGCAGCCACAGAAGAACUCAGUAUUAAAAUUAAGGCAAACAAAGAGAACAAUGUAUUACAUAUCACAGAUACUGGUAUUGGAAUGACCAAGCAGGAUCUGAUAAACAACCUUGGGACAAUUGCCAAAUCUGGGACAAGUGACUUCCUCACAAAACUUGGAGAGGCAUCGUCUCAAACAGAGAUGAGCGACUUGAUUGGUCAGUUUGGUGUGGGAUUCUACUCCUCAUUCUUGGUGUCUGAUGAUGUCAUUGUAACCUCCAAACACAACGAUGAUGACCAGCACAUUUGGGAAUCGGAUGCAAACAGUUUCAGAGUUACAAAGGACCCACGUGGCAACACACUCCCAAGAGGAACAACUAUCACACUUCAUCUGAAGGAAGAAGCCAGUGACUUUUUGGAAGAACACACACUCAAGGAUCUGGUGAAAAAGUACAGUCAGUUCAUCAACUUUGACAUUUUCUUGUGGACAUCAAAGACUGAGACAGUUGAGGAGCCAAUAGAUGAAGAUGAGGAGAAAUCAGAGGACGCUGAGGAUAAGAAAGAGGAGGACAAGGAUGAAGAUGAAGAUGAGGAUGGAAAAGUGGAGGAGGAAAAGGAAGAUGAUAAACCUAAAACCAAGAAGGUUGAUAAAACAGUGUGGGACUGGGAACUCCUCAACAAUGUCAAGCCCAUCUGGACAAGAAAGCCAAGUGAAAUAGAGGACAAAGAAUACAAUGAAUUUUACAAGUCCAUCAGCAAAGACUAUGAUGACCCCAUGUCACACAUCCAUUUCACCGCCGAAGGAGAGGUCACCUUCAAAUCUAUCCUGUACAUCCCUAAAACUGCUCCUGGGGAGCUCUUCUCCAACUACGGAAAGAAAAUGGACCAAAUUAAGAUGUUUGUUCGAAGGGUUUUCAUCACUGAUGACUUUGAAGACAUGAUGCCCAAAUACUUGUCCUUCGUCCGUGGUGUGGUUGAUUCUGAUGACUUGCCCCUGAACGUCUCCAGAGAAACACUCCAGCAACACAAACUUCUCAAGGUCAUCAAAAAGAAACUUGUCAGGAAGACCCUGGAUAUGAUUAAGAAGAUUCCAAAAGAAGAAUACGAAAAGUUCUGGAAAGAGUACAGUACAGCCAUAAAACUUGGUGUUAUUGAGGAUCAUUCUAACAGAACACGUCUGGCCAAACUGCUGAAAUUUUAUUCAUCUAACUCGGAUACUGAACAGACCUCCUUGGCAGAUUAUGUGGAGAGGAUGAAGGAAAAGCAAGAGGCUAUUUACUUUGUCGCAGGAACAAGCAGGAAAGAGGUUGAAAAGUCUCCAUUUGUGGAGGCCCUGUUGAAAAAGGGAUAUGAGGUUUUAUACUUGGUGGAACCUGUUGAUGAAUACACUAUACAGUCACUGCCUGAAUUUGAGGGGAAAAAACUUCAGAAUGUAGCUAAGGAAGGAUUGAAGAUCUCAGACUCUGAGAAAGCUAAACAGCGCAAAGAAGCUCUGGAGAAGGAAUAUGAACCUCUGCUCACUUGGCUAAAGGAGAAUGCUUUGAAAGACCAAAUUGAGAAGGCUACUGUGUCUGAGCGUUUGACACAAUCUCCCUGUGCUUUGGUGGCCAGCCAGUUUGGAUGGUCUGGCAACAUGGAAAGGAUUAUGAGAGCUCAAGCUUAUGCUAAAGCCCAAGAUCCCAGUCAACAAUUUUAUGCUAAUCAGAAAAAGACUUUGGAAAUUAACACCCGUCAUCCACUCAUUAAGGAAUUGAAAUCUAGAAUUGAGGCUGACAAGGAAGACCAAACAGCCAAGGAUUUGGCCGUGGUGAUGUUUGAGACAGCCACGAUGCGAUCAGGCUUCAUGGUGCCAGACACAAAUGGUUUUGCCGAGCGAGUUGAGCGCAUGAUGAGAAUGAGCCUGGACAUUCCAGCGGAUGCACCUAUUGAGGAGGAACCAGAGGAGGAGGAUGAUGAUGAGAAGCUGCUGCUGAUGAUGACGAAGGAGAGGUGGAUGCUGAUGAAGAAGAUGGUGGCGAUACUGAAAAAGAUACUGAUGAUGACACAAAAAGAUACAGAGAAAAGAACUUGUGUAUACUGUGGAGCAGAUAAGAGACAACGUAAAGAUUUCCGUCAAACUUGUAAGGGGGAUAACUCCGCUGUGGAGAGAACUACCACAAGCACUCCCCAAGUUCCUUUCAACAUCUCUAACCGAAUGUCCUUACAGUUUGUUAAAUAUACUUGUUUGCUGUAUUCCCCACAUUUUUUUAAAAAUUUGUUUUGUCUUUUACAGGAAGUAUGCACAGCCUGUCGGCGUAGACUAAUGUCCUUCGGGGUAGAUGCGGCCCAACAAGCAACGAAAAAGACAGCCUCUCAGCCGAAACCCAGAGGGGCAGUCCCAAAGAAACCUAUUCGCCCUAUUGAUAAAACUUUAGAUACAGAUGGUGACGGCGUUCCAGACUACCUGGAUGAUGAUGAUGAUAAUGAUGGAAUUCCAGAUCAUUUAGAUGAUGACGAUGACGGAGAUGGAAUUCCUGAUUACCAGGAAAUUGACACUGAUGGAGAUGGAAUUCCAGACUACCUGGAUGAUGACGAUGACAAUGACGGUAUCCCUGAUCAUCUGGAUGAUGACGAUGAUGGAGAUGGAAUUCCUGAUGAUCAAGAAGCUGAUGCUGAUGGUGACGGUAUUCCAGAUCACCUUGACGGAGACGCCGAUGGAGACGGUAUACCAGAUUAUCAACAGAUUGACACAGACGGUGACGGAGUACCUGACUAUUUAGACGAUGACGACGACAAUGAUGGUAUUCCGGAUCACCUUGAUGAUGAUGCUGAUGGUGAUGGUAUCCCAGAUUCACAAGAAAAAGAUUCAGAUGGUGACGGAAUUCCUGAUUAUCUUGAUGACGAUGAUGAUAACGAUGGCAUACCCGACCACCUCGAUGAGGAUGACAAUGGCGAUGGAAUCCCGGAUUACAAGCAAAUCGAUACCGAUGGGGACGGAAUACCUGACUACCUCGAUGACGAUGAUGAUAAUGACGGUAUUCCUGAUCGUCUUGAUAAGGACGACGAUGGUGAUGGUAUUCCGGACGAUCAGGAAGGUGAUGCAAAUGGCGACGGUAUACCGGAUUACAAGCAAAAAGAUACGGACGGCGAUGGCAUCCCAGAUUACCUAGACGAUGACGAUGAUAAUGAUGGAAUCCCAGACCACUUGGAUGAAGACGCUGAUGGAGAUGGAAUACCCGAUUAUCAGGAAAUAGACACUGACGGAGAUGGCAUACCAGAUUAUCUUGACGACGAUGAUGAUAAUGACGGAAUUCCAGACGACCAGGACGAUGAUGACAACGGCAACGGAAUUCCGGAUUAUUUGGAAAAAGAUACAGAUGGAGAUGGAAUUCCAGAUUACCUGGAUGAUGAUGAUGAUAAUGACGGUAUUCCAGACGAGCUUGAUGAUGACGAUGAUGGCGAUGGUAUUCCUGAUGAUCAAGAGGACAGUGACGGUGAUGGCAUUCCGGACAGCAAAGACAACGAUUGGAACAAUGAUGGAAUCCCCGACGACCAGCAGAUUGACUCUGAUGGAGAUGGAAUACCAGAUCAUUUGGACGAUGACGAUGAUAAUGAUGGAAUCCCAGACCACUUAGAUGAAGACGCUGAUGGAGAUGGAAUACCCGAUUAUCAGGAAAUAGACACAGAUGGAGAUGGCAUCCCAGAUUAUCUUGACGACGAUGACGACAAUGACGGAAUACCAGAUGAUGAAGACGAUGAUGACAAUGGGAACGGAAUUCCGGAUUAUUUGGAAAAAGAUACAGAUGGAGAUGGAAUUCCAGAUUACCUGGAUGAUGAUGAUGAUAAUGACGGUAUUCCAGACGAGCUUGAUGAUGACGAUGAUGGCGAUGGUAUUCCUGAUGAUCAAGAGGACAGUGACGGUGAUGGCAUUCCUGAUAGUCAAGAUCAUGACUGGGAUAACGAUGGUAUACCUGAUGACCAGCAAAUUGACACAGAUGGCGAUGGAAUUCCUGAUCACUUAGAUGAUGACGAUGAUAACGAUGGAAUACCUGAUUAUUUGGAUGAUGACGAUGAUGGUGAUGGUAUACCAGAUGCACAAGAGCUUGAUACUGAUGGAGAUGGAAUUCCUGACUAUUUGGAUGAUGACGAUGACAACGACGGCAUUCCGGAUUCUGAAGACGAUGACGACGAUGGUGACGGUAUACCAGAUUACCUCGAGAAGGACACGGACGGUGAUGGAAUCCCGGAUUACCUAGAUGACGAUGAUGACAAUGACGGUAUUCCCGAUGAGCUUGAUGACGACGAUGAUGGUGAUGGUAUCCCAGACGACAAAGAGGACAGUGACGGUGACGGAAUUCCUGAUCACCUUGAUGAUGACUGGGACAAUGACGGUAUUCCAGACAGUAAACAGAGAGACACAGACGGAGACGGUAUACCUGAUCAUUUAGAUGAUGAUGACGAUGGCGAUGGCAUACCAGACAAUAUUGACAAUGACGCAGAUGGUGAUGGAAUUCCGGACAACAUGGAAAAGGACACAGACGGUGACGGCAUCCCAGACUAUUUAGACGAUGAUGAUGAUGGUGAUGGUAUUCCAGACCACCUUGAUGACGACGACGAUGGCGAUGGUAUACCCGACAAGGAAGAGGACAGUGACGGAGAUGGUAUUCCUGAUUAUCUGGAUGAUGACGAUGACAACGAUGGUAUUCCUGACCAUCUUGAAGUAGACACAGAUGGCGACGGCAUUCCAGACUAUCAGGAUGAUGAUGACGACGGCGACGGUAUUCCGGAUCACUUGGAUUCAGAUGCGAACGGAAAUGGAAUUCCGGACUUUAUGGAAAAAGACACGGAUGGAGACGGAAUUCCGGAUUACCUUGAUGAUGAUGACGAUAAUGAUGGUAUUCCGGACUACUUAGAUGAUGAUGACGACGGUGACGGCAUAAAGGAUGAAGAUGAGGAUACGGAUGGUGAUGGAAUUCCAGACUACAUGGAUCCUGAUGCGGACGGUGACGGUAUUCCAGAUAACCUUCCUGAUACUGACGGUGAUGGAAUUCCUGACCACUUGGACACGGAUGCGGACGGAGAUGGUAUUCCAGACGAGGAAGAAGACGCCGAUGGAGAUGGCAUACCAGAUCAUAAAGAUGAUAAUGCUGAUGGCGAUGAUAUUCCUGACAAGGAAGUGGACACGGAUGGCGAUGGCAUCCCAGACUACCUUGACGAAGAUGACGACAAUGACGGAAUCCCAGAUCACCUUGAUGAUGACGAUGACGGUGAUGGUAUUCCCGAUAGUGAAGAAUUUAAGCAAUGUACCAAAAAGGGUAGCUGUCCAACCCCGAAGAAAUCAAAAUAUGCUAAACCAGUCAAAAAAGAGGAACCUGGAAUAAUUGGCAAAGCUGUGAAUGCUGUUAAGCGCAUUUUUUCUAUGGGUGGUGGCGCUGACGCUCAGCAUCCACCGAAAGGUCCAUCAAGGUACGUUCAAGGGAGAGUUCUGCCAAGAGAUGACGAUCACCAGCACGAAGAAAACAUUGACUUGGUGGAACUAAUCAUAGGAGCGGUGUUUGGACACAGUGAAGAUCCGUCUGUUCCGCCCAAGCCACCUUUGCACAAGCCUGUGCAAGGACGCGUAUUACCUGGAAAGGUACCGGUUCGUCAUGGGAUGGGAAUGGCCGUUGGUAGUGGAAAGCCUGUUCAGCUGACACCUCAGGCAAUUGCACAACUCAGACUUCAACAACAACGACAACAAAAUGCUAUUAAGUUUAACCAAAUGAACCUUAAAGCAUUACCUAAAAAAGUUCCAGUUUUAAAAGCAAACCCUCAGUAUCAAAUAAAUCAAAAGGUUCCACUCAAAGUACCGAUAAUAAAAGGAAUUAAAGGAAUACAGCAAGGAAAAGUUCAACAGCCUGUUAAAAAUUUCGGACAAUAUAAACAGCAAAAAAUUAUUAGAAAUCCUGGUGGCGUUUGAUUCUUUAUAGAUUGUUAGGAUUUUGAAAGCUUUGAAUGUUCUGCCUUUGUGGCUUACUAGGUGCCCCCUUCCCAGUCGAUCUUUAUUUCCACUUUUUCGCACCUCUUUUUCGUGCCAAGUAAUGUCUACUUCUGUGCAGAUUAGUGUUGAUUUUGUUGCUAUAUAUAUUUGCAUCUACUCCAUUUGGUCAAAUUCAUGAAAUCAACUCCAUUUAUUCCGCUAUCUAGGACACUGAAAAGCGCAAAUGCGGAUAUAAGAUGUGUGCGUGUAAAAAAGCACGCAAGGCUGUUUGUUGUCGAGAAUACAGUGUAGGAAGGUGUCAGCUCUUUACUGGACUAUGUCUAUGCGUUGUUUGUCUUAAGACUUAUAAAUGAUGGAUACUUCUCAGCAUACUGCAGUUAUGUUGUUUGGUUGAAAUUAUUAAAGUGAUAAACAUUUGUAAUGUUAUUACAUGUUGUCUGGUUGUUUGUUGCCAGUUAAAUUGUUUUGUGGUUUUGUAGGUUUUGCAUUAGAAAUAAUCUGAAUCAAUCUUAGCUGGAACACAGUAUUUUAUCAUUCCGUAUACCUUUGUAAUCCGCUCAAUUGUGUAACCAUGCACCUUAACCUAUGAAUACUCGUACUACGGCAUUAACUUACGUAUGUAUUUUGGGCGUCUUAUAGUGUUAGCGUGUUACCUUAGCGAAUGUUUGUAACAGCUUGGAAGACUUGAUCUUACCCUUGCGACUGGCUAGAUCCCUGGUGGCAUAUCACUGAUCUCAUGAUAUCCUGUUUUCAACUGAUUACCUGUCACUCAGGCAUGUCAGGUACAGUAGUCGUCAUUGUACUGCCUUACUCUUGGGAAGUAUGUCUUAAACAGAGGAGAUUAUAUACACGCUGCAAACGGCAGUGACAUAUCGUGGAACUAUAUCCUGCUGCUAAAUUUGUACAACUUCACUUUGUAAAACUGGAAGUCAUUUGUUAAAUACACCAUUUUCUAUCGUCAUGUAUGCAGCAAAUGCAUGGGCUGCCUAUUGCAAGUUUCAUUUUGUAGACAGUUGCUACAGCAAAAUGAUGUAUCAGGUAUAUUUUGAGAUUAGAUGUUGUGGACUAAACCAUAAUAUUCCAUCAAGGUCAGGCAAAGACAAGUAAAAACCAUUUAUUGGAUAUGUUUGACAUCGGGAAUAUUGUUGUCAGUAUACAACUCAGAAAGUUGUUUGUAUUUUUCAGUCUUUCCAUGAAAAAUAACAAAAAAUAUAUGACAAAUUAAAUAUUCGUACAUUUUUAUUACAUAUUCAUUACUUUUUAUGUUAUUCCAUACAUCCGUAUUUGUAUUUUGGUGAUGUUAUUUUGUUGGAGUUUUCUUAUGUUGAGUUUUAAUUUGUAUUUCAAAAGUGUUUAUACGGAAUAGAUUACCUUUGUAUUCGGAAAUUUACUACUAUUUUGUUAAACUGUUGCUUUUUGGGUUGCUGACAUUAUUUGAAUUUAGUUAUACGUAAUGUGAUUUUGUAUAGUGUUUUGUAAUGUCGCAAAUUAUCCACCAGACUUUGUCCAGUACGACAGUCAGAGUAAUUGGUUACGUUUGAAUCAGGUUUUUUUUUUGUAUGUUGGCCAGUGUUCAUCCAAGUAGGCAGUUCCAGCCUUUUCCAAACAGAAUAUGCAAAUCAUGAUUCGUGGGUCAUUGAUAAACAUGUAGUGUUCUUCCAGAAAACUCGUUCAUGUAUUUGGUCAAAAAAAGAUGCAAAGAUGAAUGUCAACCGAACCUCUCCUAGAUACAACGCUAAAAGUCAUAUGUCGGUAAAAAAUGUUCCUUUUCGAAUAUGUAUUUUUAUGUAUUUCCUACAUUUGAUGUUGAUAUUUUUGAGAUGUAAAUUCUCCAAUGUUACGCAAGUGUACAUUUUAAAGUUAGCUAAAGUGGGAUGUUUUUAAAGCUGCUAUCAAGUUGACCAGCGAUGGCGAAGCGAGACAGCAAAAUCAUGACUGACGGAUGGCAUGUAUGCUAGAAGGCCGAGGCGAAUAAGGUAAUUAACUAUCUUCUACAGAAUUGCCGAAAACAAUCUGUAUGUUUUUUUGCCGAAUGUACUUCUUGGAUUUUAAUUUCUACCACUUUUCUAUAGUUUCUUUGUUCCGUAACUUUGAGUUAUGAACUCUAUUUAGUACAGCAGUUUGUUUUAUUCUCAUCCAAAUGUUCGAGCUAUCCAAGUUGAAACUUAUGUGUAACGUUAUCCUUCAGUGUGAACGAUGUUUUGUGAACUUCCGAACCUGACUUCUAAGAUUACUCUUUUAAUAAUUGCUUUUAUUCCACUUUAAAAUUGAAGUAAAAUUUGAUGAUUUUGCGGUAUCAAAGAGAACCUAUAUAGACCAGACUGUCUGGGUGUUCGAGUGGUUUAGAUAACUUGUCAAAAUUUGAUGUGCAGUCUGAUGUAAAUAAAGCACAAAAUACAAAGUUAACGGAUGUUU
Molecule: messenger RNA, 8853 nt
Organism: Liolophura sinensis
Lineage: Eukaryota; Metazoa; Mollusca; Polyplacophora; Chitonida; Chitonidae
Exons: 19
Coding region: 118-6417 (2099 amino acids)
Biological process (GO): protein folding; cell adhesion
Molecular function (GO): ATP hydrolysis activity; calcium ion binding; ATP-dependent protein folding chaperone
Source: RefSeq, a predicted model, not a curated record